Sapajus apella (tufted capuchin) is the source of this 1825-nucleotide messenger RNA. RefSeq names its product C-C motif chemokine receptor like 2 (gene CCRL2). The transcript has 3 exons. Gene Ontology annotation, cellular component: membrane; cytoplasm. NCBI's taxonomy places the organism in Eukaryota, Metazoa, Chordata, Mammalia, Primates, Cebidae. Bases 290 to 1426 code for a protein of 378 amino acids. Gene Ontology annotation, biological process: inflammatory response; immune response; G protein-coupled receptor signaling pathway. Gene Ontology annotation, molecular function: chemokine receptor activity. The record is from RefSeq and is a predicted model, not a curated record.
CAGGCAGCCAGGGGAUGGCUGCCAAGGGCCACAGGGAAAUCAAAGGCGGGGUAGAGGGCCAAGAGGGGAGGAGAAAACAACUUCCCGGUUGCUCUCAGAGGCUUCAGAGAUCCUCUGAGGGCCUGGGGGAGCUUUUGAGUUCUUUAUUUCAGUUGGUCCCUGAGCUCUGUGAGUGGGGGGGUAGAGCCACCAGGGGAAUCAACAGUGGUUUCUCGUGCCCCUCGGGGUCAGGAGCAGUCUGACCAAAAGGAAGCCAUCCACUGUCCGGGGCCAUUCCCACAGCUCUCGGAUGCUGGGUCUGGAGGCUGCACCCUUUCCCCCAGGAACUCUGCCCAGUGAUUGUGUUCACGUAGGCAACUCUUGCUUCUGCUCAAAGAAGGGCAGCCUGAAGAUGGAAAAUUACACGUUGGCCCCAGAGGAUGAGUAUGAUGUCUUCAUAGGGGAUGAACUGGAGAGCAAUGAGGCAGAACAGUGUGACAAGUAUGAUGCUCAGGUGCUCUUGGCUCAGCUGGUGCCGUCGCUCUUCUCCACUGUGUUCGUGCUCGGUAUCCUGGACAAUCUCCUAGUUGUGCUUAUUCUGGUCAAAUAUAAAGGACUCAAACACACGGAAAAUAUCUAUCUUCUAAAUGUGGCACUUUCCAACUUGUGUUUCCUGCUUGCACUGCCCUUCUGGGCUCACACUGUUGGCAAUCCCAUGUGUACAAUUCUCCUUGGACUGUACUUCGUGGGCCUGUACAGUGAGACAUUUUUCAAUUGCCUUCUGACUGUGCAAAGGUACCUGGUGUUUUUGCACAAGAGAAGCUUCUUCGCGGCCAGCAGGACGGUGUCCUGUGGCAUCAUUACAAGUGUCCUGGCAUGGGUAACAGCCAUUCUGACCACUUGGCCUGAAUUCGUGUUUUAUAAACCUCAGAUGGAAGACCAGAAACACCACUGUGCAUUUAGCAAACCUCCUUUCCUGCCAGCUGAUGAGACAUUCUGGAAGCAUCUUCUGACUUUAAAGAUGAACAUUUCAGUUCUUGUCCUCCCCCUGUUUAUUUUCACAUUUUCCUAUGUGCAAAUGAGAAAAACACUAAGGUUCAGGGAGCAGAGGUCUGGCUUUUUCAAGCUUGUUUUUGCCCUAAUGGCAGUCUUCCUUCUGAUGUGGGCGCCCUACAAUAUCACACUUUUCCUGUCCACUUUCAAAGAACACUUCUCCCUGAGUGACUGCAAGAGCAACUACAACCUGGACAAAAGUGUUUACAUCACUAAACUCAUCGCCACCACCCACUGCUGUGUCAACCCUCUCCUCUAUGUGUUUCUUGAUGGGACAUUUAGGAAAUACCUCUGCCGCCUUUUCCGUCUGUGCCGAAACACCCCACUUCAACCCAGCGGGGAGUCUGCACAAGGCACGUGGAGGGAAGAACCUGAUCUUUCCACCGAAGUGUAAACCAGCAUCCAUCAAAGGCAAGACGAAUAAACAUGGGUUUUCGUCCUUUUGCAUUCUUUCAUGUAAUUUUUUUACACAUUUGUAUGCAAAAUCGGAUACAGGAAGAAAAGGGAGAGGUGAGCUAACUUUGCUAAGCAUUGAUUUGUCUCAGGUGCCGUGCCAGGCUCUUUACAAAUGUGAGCUCCUCCACCUCCUACCACUUGCUCAUAGUGUGGAUGGGACGAGCCUCAUUUCUCUGAGAAGAAAAACUGAGGCUUGGAAAUUUGUCUAAGAUCACACAACUAGGAAGUAGCAGAACUGAUUCUCCAGCCCUGGGAGCAUUUGCUCAGAGCCUAUGGUUUGUCCAGAACUCCAAACACUGGGGACAAAGUACAUGAAAUAAAUGUAUUUUAAAAUGUC